This is a messenger RNA of Drepanopeziza brunnea f. sp. 'multigermtubi' MB_m1, 462 nucleotides long. RefSeq lists its product as uncharacterized. The record is from RefSeq and is a predicted model, not a curated record. Lineage: Eukaryota; Fungi; Ascomycota; Leotiomycetes; Helotiales; Drepanopezizaceae. Gene Ontology annotation, molecular function: RNA binding.
AUGUCAGAUCAAGCACGUUGGAAAGCAACAGUCUAUGUGGGUGGUCUAGCUCCCAUGGUAAAUGCGGCAAAUCUUCAUGCUGCGUUUUUACCCUUCGGAGAAAUUGCAGAUGUCUCCCUCCCGAAACCUGCUGGUCCAAACUCUACAGAGCUUCAUAGAGGAUUUGGAUAUGUAGAAUUCGAGGACUCCGAGGAUACGAAAGAUGCUAUCGACAACAUGGAAGGAGCAGAGCUGUUUGGCAAGCCGAUCAAAGUCUCUGCUGCUAAGCCGCCAAAGAAUGUUAACGAGGGGCUGGGAAGCAAGACUGCUUUGUGGGAACAAGAGGGCUGGCUUGCAGAGAAUGCCGUCAGUGAGGAAGAUAAACUUGCAGCGGAUAGGGCAAAAUCGGGCGCAGAUGAUGCUCCAUAUGAUCCUAUGCAGGGCUUAGAAGGAUUGGAUGUAGCUGGGCCAAAUCCAGUUUGA